Molecule: messenger RNA, 309 nt
Organism: Funneliformis geosporum
Lineage: Eukaryota; Fungi; Glomeromycota; Glomeromycetes; Glomerales; Glomeraceae
Source: the annotation of a GenBank genome assembly
AUGACUUCCUACUUCCCACAGAAUAUUUUAAUUCCUGACUGUACUUUACAACAGUUCGAAAAAGCUGCGAACGCAAACCAUCGUUUUCUUCGAAUGAACCUCAUUGAGGGACAGCUUGAAAUAAUAGUUCCAGAAACAAGUAUAACCAGUCCUGAUGUUGCUGUUGUUUUAAGUGCCAGAUGGAAUGCUCUGUCAGAUGCUGAGAGAUGUCAAGCAUUUCCACCAGUUGCCCCGAAUUUCAUUGUCGAAUUACGUUCAUACAGCAGGAUUUUCAUCGUAAAAUAUUACGAUGGAUUGAUGAUGGUGUAG